This is a messenger RNA of Salvelinus sp. IW2-2015, 1715 nucleotides long. RefSeq lists its product as uncharacterized. Lineage: Eukaryota; Metazoa; Chordata; Actinopteri; Salmoniformes; Salmonidae. The record is from RefSeq and is a predicted model, not a curated record.
AACAGUGGUCAUACAAGCUGAACAUGAACUCUGCUCCACCGUAAACUCAUUAUUAUUGUAAGGAGUCACGUAGAUAGUGUGUGUUGAGUAUAAAAUAGUACAGUACGUGUGUGAAGAUGAAGGCCUAUAGUUUGCUGUGUUUAAUAUUUCUACUCCCUGUCACAGUUAUUGGACAAACGACACCAGAUCCAAGUUGUGUAACAGUAGAUGACUUUGAAGUGUGCACAGGAACUGCAUAUACAUGCAAUGCUGAGAAAAGCAAAUGCUACUGUAAGGACAAGAAACCUUUCUGUAGGUGUAACAACUACAUAGACAAGUGGUACAUAGGGGAGAAGUGUGACUUUGAGUGGACCAUAUUGAACUUUGCCCUGGUAUCAUCUCUACCAGGACUGGCCCUGGCUGUUAUUGUUGGUGUGAUGGUCCAGUGUGUUCAUUACUUAAGGAAACCAGCAAAGAAACAAAAGGAUCGGACAAYGAGUUACACAAACUAUGCAAUGUCACCGACAACAUAUUAUGAAAAUAAYCAAGAUGACAUGUUCUCCAACACAGUGUUUGCCUCAGACAUGCCGAAUCGGCCAAAGCCCCCCAGUGUCCAGCCCACCCAGGAGAGGUUUCCCAUAUCCAACUUACCCAACCGCCCUUACAGCCUUCAACCAAACGGCAUGCGGCCCACUUUAGAUAGAUUGUCUUUGACCAACCCUACAAGCCAGCCAUACAACUAUGCUACAGGUAUGACGCAGCCCCUGGGUAACCCCUAUCCCAAGUCUCCAUCGCCAAGGAACCCGUAUGAAGACAGAGCGCCACCUCCAGACUGUUAUGACGACCAGCACAUGAGACCAACACAGCCCCCACCAGGACACAACGGCAUGAUGAGAGAAGGCAUGUCUGGGUAUCCUGCGCCCAGUUCACCUGCUCCCCUCUAUUCAGCACCAGAGUACAACCUCAGUUCCCAGUUUCCCAGAGCCCAGAUAGGGAGACACUACUGAGGACAAACAGGAGUGACCAUGGCCUGAAUUAGAACGCCACCAAUUUCACUAUCACAAUUCAAAAAAGUUCAACUCGUAUAUAAUUUAAAGUGAGUGGAAAAUGUAAACAUUCAAGGACUUUGUAAACUUUAAUUUAACGUACUAAAAAAUGUAUUGUGGCUGGCUGCUAAGUUUUAUGAGUAAUCCCCAUUGACUGAUUWUGAAAUUUGCUCAUAUUUUUGCAGUUUUAAGAUUUAUUGUUUGACAAUUUUGUAACUAAUAAAGGCUAUUAUUCCUAGAUUCAAUCCGUAGCGUGGAUCAACACUAAAGCGCGAUUGAAAUGUAAAGGCAAUGUUCCGAUGUUUCAAUUUCCGAUCGCUUUAACUCGGAUCUCCACACUACAGAUUGAGUAGUCAAUUCCAAUUUCAUUUGAAAUUCAAAUUCAAUUCUUGAAUUCACUCAUGAAGUGGAGAAUUUAAGUUAAAUUCAAUUCAAAUUUCAACAAUCUUCAWGUUUUGGAAUUGGAAUUAGACUGUGUUGAAUUGUUAAAAAAAAAAAAAAAUUAAAUGUAGUCUUUGGAAUUUCAUUUAAUUGGAAUUCAAUAUUGUACAUUUCCGAGUUAGUAUCAAAAUUGGACUGCAGGAUUUGUUUUAAAUCAUUUCAACUUAUAUUUYUAUAUUUACAGUAUAGCUACACUGUAUGAAUAGUGACAUAAUCAGCCUGAAGGAAUUAAAUUUGAAUUGGAAUAUA